This is a messenger RNA of Anolis sagrei ordinatus, 11294 nucleotides long. RefSeq names its product HIC ZBTB transcriptional repressor 2 (gene HIC2). Lineage: Eukaryota; Metazoa; Chordata; Lepidosauria; Squamata; Anolidae. Gene Ontology annotation, biological process: regulation of transcription by RNA polymerase II. Gene Ontology annotation, molecular function: protein binding; DNA-binding transcription factor activity, RNA polymerase II-specific. The record is from RefSeq and is a predicted model, not a curated record. Gene Ontology annotation, cellular component: nucleus.
CUCCUAUUCAAAUGUGGGUCAGGGGUGAGAAGCGCGGCGACGUCACGGACGGGCAAGAUGGCGCCGCGAGGAAGGCGGUGAGAUGCGGGAGGCGCGGGUAUAAUAAAGGCACCGGCGGCGGGCAGCCAGGAGGGAGACACCGGGGCGGAGGAAGAGGAAGAGCCAGAGCCGGCCCUGGCAGGAGAGGAGCAAGCAUGCCAUUCAAAAGGUAAUGGUGCAUGUUGCCCCAGGGAAGAUUCCCCCUGUCGGUAGCUGAGGUGAUAAGGUGAACGGUGAAAGGAAGAGAAGGUGGAGAUGGAACUGCCAAAUCAUGCCAAACAACUGCUGCUGCAGCUAAACCAGCAACGAGCCAAAGGUUUCCUCUGUGAUGUGAUCAUUGUCGUAGAAAAUGCCCUCUUUCGUGCCCACAAGAAUAUCCUGGCUGCCAGCAGCAUGUAUUUCAAAUCCCUUGUCCUGCACGACAACCUGAUCAACUUAGAUACGGACAUGGUCAACCCUACUGUGUUUCGACAAAUUUUGGACUUUAUUUAUACUGGCAAGCUCUUAAUGACCGACCAGCCUGGUGAACAGAACUUCAAUGCUCUCCUCACCGCCGCAAGCUACCUCCAACUACCCGACCUGGCAGCCCUUUGCCGAAAGAAGCUGAAACGCAAUGGGCGGUCAUUCGCUGGCAGGGCUGGCGGUGCCCCCAGUGUUGGGAGACCUCCUCGUAGCCAGAGACUUUCCACUGCUUCAGUCAUCACUCGUUAUUCAGGGUCAACUGAGGGGUUGAAGAGCUCUCACUCUAAGGAGAUGCCAAAGGGAAAAAUCUCAGAUGAUGAGGUCUUCAUCAGCAGCUCCAACCAAGAGAAUUGUCAUGCCUUCAAUAGGGGAAUUAGUAAGAAUGGUGGAGAUGGAAGCAGCAGCAGUGCAAAUGGGAGCAGUGGGGACCAAGAACUUGGCCUCGACCUGUCCAAGAAGAGUCCAUCGCUUCCUCCAGCAGCAUCCCAGGAUGACACACCGCACAGCGAAAGCCAGCGUGGUUCCCCCCGACCUGCCUCAGCCCCUGCAGCCAACAGUGCCUCACCAUUUGAAGAUUCCACCGCCGGAGCUCCCCCAAGCCUUGCUGACAACUGCGAGCCCAUGGACAUGGACUUGAGUGAAGACCGCCAGUCUCUUCCAGAAGGCAGCCAGCGAAAAAGCCUGCGCCACUCAUCCCGCAAGAAAGAGUGGAUCAAGAAGGACAGUACCUUUGACCGGAAGGAGCCUGGUGGCAAAGGCAGCGAGGAGAAUGAGGGGCUCCCUAAUGGUAUCCUUGUGAGCCCCUUGUGCAAAUCAGCAGAGCGGAGCCUUGGCCUGGGUGCCUAUGGGUCUGAACUGCCAUUUGCAUGCAAAGAAGAUGUGGAGAAUGGCAAGGAGAACAGUGAUGACAGUGGGCAGAGUGAGAGCGAAAGCGGUGGGCAUACCAGCGCCAACUAUGUCUACCGACAGGAAGGCUAUGAGCCAGUGGCCUUUGGGGACAACCUCUAUGUCUGCAUCCCCUGCGGAAAGGGCUUCCCCAGCUCCGAGCAGCUAAAUGCCCAUGUAGAGAAACACACGGAGGAAGACCUCUACAUCAAGGAUGAAGGGACAUAUGACGACAAGGAGGAGGAAGCAGAAGAUCUGUCCAAUCCCAACCAGCCCUACACCACAGAGUCCCGCCCCUUUAAGUGCUCUGUGUGUGAGAAGAGCUACAAAGAUCCAGCCACCCUUCGGCAGCAUGAGAAGACUCACUGGCUGACGCGGCCUUUCCCUUGCAAUAUCUGCGGCAAGAUGUUCACACAGCGGGGCACCAUGACACGGCACAUGCGCAGCCACCUGGGCCUCAAGCCCUUUGCUUGCGAGGAGUGUGGCAUGCGCUUUACCCGGCAGUAUCGACUGACAGAGCAUAUGCGCGUCCACUCAGGGGAAAAGCCCUACGAAUGUCAACUGUGCGGCGGGAAGUUCACCCAGCAACGCAACCUCAUCAGCCACCUGCGAAUGCAUACCUCUCCAACAUAAGCCAAAGACUCUGCAAUGAGCUCAGAGCCCACCCGCCAUAAACAUAACCUUUUUCCUAGACUUGCUGCUUUAAAACAAAAGAAACAAAACAAAACAAAAAAGAGGAGUCCAUUCUGUUCCCCAUUCAGUCAUCGGAGAUCUCAACCAAACAGAACUCCCUUCCUUCUUGUCCUUCCUGGUUGUUCCUCUUCUUUCACAUUAAAAAAACGCAACAACAGCACUGUAGCUAAUAAUUAAGUUCCCACACUACUUUUUAACAGGUUGCCCCACACUUUUGAUCAGUCAGGUCCAAUUAUAACAAGACAUGCCACAACUCUAGGGUAUUAUGGGACCAUGAGCCCAAGUGUAGAGAGAUGGGUUCCUCCAGGGUUGGUUCCCAUUGGCAACACUGCUCAAGAGCAGGAUCCUUGUGACUGAAAAAGAGGGGCCCUGGCUACUUCUCUUCCCUAGGUUGGCUUUCACAGCACUUUGGAAUUGUGAUGAGAAAACACAACCAGGGGUCUUCUUUCAUUUUUUGUCCCCCAGACGACCUUUGGCUGUUCUCCCUAGCUGUGAACCAUCACAUACUUUCCAAUGCUUGUCCUUAACAAGUUAUUGAUGGGAUGUUGUUACUUGUUGACAGCAUUUUUUGAAAGUCAAUUUGUUUUGUGUUUUACAAUUUUUUUAAAAAAAAAACAACAACAACUGGGCAGCCAAUUUGUAACUCCUUCAGGACCGAGGCCAUGGCUUUUAGUAUAAUUAGCACCAAAAGUUGUUGCAUGCCAUGAAGGGAAGCAUGAGCAUCUUUGGACAUUUAUAUGCUCUCUUUCCCAAAUACACACACACUUCUCUUUUCCACCUUUCAUCUUUUUCCCUCCCUGUCUCUCCUUUCACCUCUUUCGCCUUAUCCAUGACUGAAUGGGGGUUGGAUGCCCUCCCCACCAGGGAAUUUCUUUCAAGUGAGCAGAGGUCAUCUUUAUGUUUUGUUUUGUUUUUUCUUACUAGUUUUGUAUGAAUACACUUUGCUUAGAGGUACUUGUGUUAUUACGAGGAAAAAACACACACGCAUCGAUAACGUUUAUGUAUUUGUUGGAACUGGAAGGUGUGACGUAACUACGGAGCGGGUGGGGAGUGGGUUUGCUUUAGGCUGGAAUUGCAACAAGUUCCUUUAGGUACUUAAAAAAAAUAUUUUGUGUGUGUGUGUUUGUGGGUACGCGUGAGUGCGUGGGUGCGUGAGUGUUUUCACUUUUUUUCUCCCUCACUAACAGACGGGCUGGUAUGGAUGGCCCGUACUCUUUGCUACCUCUUGAAUUCAUGAGAACAAUAAGAUGGUUAGUGAAAUAUUAGGUGUGAUGUUUUGUCCCUAACCCCUUUUGCCCCCGUUGUAAGUAAGUGUACAGAGUAGAAUCUAAAUUAAAAAGUAAGGGAUUUUUACCACCUCGUCCUUCCGUCAAGAAGUCAACGAAAAUGAUGAUAGAAGCAAAACUUGGCCAAAGACAAUAGGUAGGUUAUAAGCCAAAGGCCCAAGUGAAUAGCCCUAUAGUGGCCUCUGGCUUUCACCAAAUUACCAUUUUUCUAUCCAUGAGGAAACUUUUUGUUUGAAAUAAAAAGAGCUUUUGGGCUCUUUCCAGCCUUGUUUAUUGAACCUGGAUGCUAUAGGGGGAUGGUGUCUCUUAAUCCGCUGCUUUCCGGACACAUCUGUGUGAGCAGGUGACAUCUGAACGGAUAAGAGAAUAAAGAUGUAGCAGGCGAUAUCUUAACUAGGAUCCAGAGUGCAAUAAGAAUGUGGGGGAAAGCCCAACCAAAGUGUUUCAUAUCCUCCCUUUCUGGGGAGGGUAUGGGUGUGUGGUUUUCUUCUUUUUUAUUAUUAUUGUUGUUGUUGUCGUCGUUGUCAUUAUUGUUGUUAAGGAAAUCUUAAUGCAUGCACACAAGAGUUGGAUAAAUGGAAGAGAAAGUUCUCACUGCAUCUGUAGAAGACAUCACAGCCAACAGCUGCUAUAGGUUUAGGAGGAGAGGACAGGGUAUCGCCUGCUAUUUUAUGGCCCCUCAACUUCGUUGGCGUGACCUUUUCGUAAAAAGUAAUGGCUCCCCCCCUUUGCUCCCCGCGGGUGGAGUGCGGUGGUAAAAAUUUCGCAGUCCCUUUAGAACGAUCCUCUCUCAAUUGAGUAAGGUUUACAUAUUUGUUUCCUCUUUACCUUUCUUGCUCAAAACCAUUGUUCUUUUUAUUAUUAUUAUUAUGAUUAAUAUUAUUAAUAUUAUUAUUAUUAUUAUUAUUGGUAGGGUUCACCAAAGCCCUAUGUCUUUUUUUCUUAAAAAAAAGAAAAAGAAAAAACCUUUUUUUCGUCUUUAAGUUUAGACCAAAAAAUAAAAGUGAGUGUGUUCAACUAAAACAAAGAUAAGCUUUCAUUCCCCCCUCCCAUAUUUUUUGUUUUAAAAAAUCCUGUUAAGAAAUAGUCCAUUUGGGGUCACUUUGAAAUAUAACUCCGUUCCAGAUAUUCAGAGAAUACAGUAUAACCACAUUGAGCCUAAUCAUGUUACAGGGAAUCAGUUCCCAGCCCAAGUCCUAAUCCUUCAUAACUAUACCUCACUUAUCAUGAAGGUGGGCAUCUUCUGACCUCCCUGUCCUUCUAGUGCUACAGUUUAAUUUCCCAUCUCGGUUUUGUGGGCCACUCUCAGAGCACUGAUCUGAAACCAUUUUCUCUUAUUUCGUCAUAAGAUGUUCUCUCUUGGGGGAAAAAAUCACUAUUUUUUAAAACCAUGAUCUGCUUCAAGCAAUGAAGACACAACCUUCACAUUGAGUUCUAUGCACAGUACACAUAGCUUUCCCUAUUGGGGAUUCAGCCUUUUGUUUCACAGUGCAAAGAUGAACCCAUCUUUUACUGUUCUCAACUAUCCCCAUAAAGUGAAGAUGGAAAUCCAUGCUGGCAGUGGAUUUCUAUCUUCCAUGUCCUUAACCACCAGUAACUAAACAAAGCUUUUGCGCUCGCACAUCAUUCACCUCUCUAGUGUUGCACCGGCUAUAUUUCUUCUUGAUCAUGGGGAAAUCACCACCAUCAUUGAGCACUGGUGGACCUUGCUGUGGUAAGGUUGGCAUGUGGUUUGCCAAAAUAAAAAACUCCACAUCCACUAAUCUGAAAGUAGAAUUGGGGAUGGAAACCCUCAACUGCCGGCAUUGGCUACCAGCACAGAAUUUCUGGUGUGAAAUGUUGGUUUAUCAACCGUGUAGGCUAGUGAUGUCCAAAUGUUGGUCCUCUGGGUAUUAGGGACCCCUACUUCCAGAAGCCCAUCUUGUCCAGUGGUCAGAAAUACUGGGAGAUGAAGUCCAAAACCCCUGGAGGACCAAAGGUUGGACACCAUUGGAGUAGGACAUCAGAGUUUGGUUUGAUCUAGCCCCCCAACCUGCUCAGUUUUUCAGACCUUUUUUAACUCUUGAGAUGCCUUCAGAUCUGAGUCCUGAGCCAGUAAUCUGGGGGCUCAAGUCAAGAGUGGAGGUAUCUUUUGCUUUCUACUUACUUUCUUAUCCCUUUCUGAAAAGUGGAACACUACCUAGCUCUUCCGCUGGGUCCCAAACUACAUCUACAUGUCUUCAUUCCAUGCCAUAGUUCUGUGAAGACAUCCCACCUCCAUACUUUUUUGAUCUUUCCAGCUGAUAUUAACCACAAUAAGCAUUAGUACAACCAAACUAAAGAGCUCGUGAUUAGCCCUUCUGCUGAGCCAUGAUACCAGAUGAAUUCCAAAUGAUAGCUUAGCCAGGAAAGAGACAUAUUCGCAUCCAGAGCUGGCCAUAUGUAGCAUUGAGCCACUCACUUGGUGGCAAAGCCGAGCCUAUGGAAACCAUGGUUGUGUUCCCAUCAUGGUGUAUUGCUGCUUGGUAAAUGUUCAUCAGUUGUUAUCCAAAGAGGACCCCACCCCCAAAAUGUAGCUAGUGCAAGAAGUAUGCUUCAGUCCCUCAGAGUUGUGUUAGACUUCCCAUAGUUGUGUGUGGUGAAGGGUGGGUGAAGGUAUUAAGAGUUGGUUUGGAUUUUGUGUUGCUUAAGGUUUGAAGUUUUUGGAAUCUUGGAAGUUUCAGGAUCUGCUAUUGUUGGAGGGAGGUUGUUCAUUUUUAAAAAAAUAUAUCAUCAAAGCAGCCUCCUCCUUCUUUUUAUUUCUCCCCUCAGCACUUAAAAAAUGCGACAAAAAGUCUGUGUACAGCGCGAGUAUUGUACCAAUACUGAAAAAAGUGUCUCCUUUUUUUCUCCUCCCCUCCCUUCCCUUUGCGAACGUAAUAGUGUAGAGUUGUGUUCCAUACACCAAGUUAAUGACUUCUUUCCAAAUGGUGACAAUAAUAAUGAAAAACCUAAUAAUACUCAAAACUUCAGGGACUGUUCAGGACUCAUGUAUAGAGGGUCCGGACACUCAAAACUGCAUUUGUACGACAUAGUAUUGUAUCAAGCAUUUUCUGUAUUUUAAUGAGAAAGCAAAACACUAGUUUCAUAUUUAAGAUUUUAAGAGUUCUAGGGUUAGGGUGGGGAGGGAAUUGCAUUUUUGGUUUUGGUUUUUGUUUCUUAUUUUGUUUUGUUUUUGAGAUAGGAAAAGAGCCUCCUGAGGGGAUUAAUUUUUUUCAUGUAAGGUUACAGAGGCCUGGCAGCUUAACUCUAUGUUUUAGACAGUUUAGAUCCAGAAUGUUUUCGGAGUAACAGGAGAAGAAGAAUAAAGAGUAAAGUAGGGGGAAAGUUGUAUUAAAAAAAGAUAGCUCAUACCCAAAUUCACAAAACUAUUUUUUAAACCAAAGCACAUUUUGAAUGAGCAUGGAACCUCACUUGGCUCAGAAAAAAUAAUAAUUAAUAUAUUUAUCUCAUUGUUUACAUAAACUUUUACAGUUACAGACCUCAACAGAUCUUAGGGGCCAGUCAAAAUUAAUUGAUGCUUUUUCCAUUGGUUUAGCGGUUUUUAAAAAAGGGCUAUGACCAACCGCUGUGUAGUUAAUUGGAAACAGAAAACACCUCACUAAUUCUAUAGAAAGUUAUCUAUCUUCUAACAUAUGUUGAGCAUGCAUUCAGUAUCAGCAGCAGUGAACAACCUGUGGCUCUCUGGAUGGUAGGUUUCAACAAGCCCAGUUGGCAUGUCCACUAGUCAAGGAUGAUUGGCAACAUAUAAUCCAACAGCAUAUGGAAGGCCCAGAGCACCCAUUCAUUCUAUUAUUCUCACCAAGUCAGUGGAUGCCCUGUGAUUCAAGGCCUCCAUCUAGAGCAGUGGUGUCCAACCUUUGGUUCUCCAGGUGUUUGGAACUCCACUGUAAGAAGCCCUGGCCAGCUUAUCCAAUACUGAAGGAAUUCUGGAAGCUGAUGUCCAAAACAACUGGAGGACCAAAGAUUGAACACCACUGGGUUACAUCAUAGCCUUUUGAAGAAUGGACUUCCGUUUGCUAAGAUACCAUUGUGCUAGAAGGAAUGGUGCCUCUUUAGGGUCUGUUAUAUAUGGUGUCAGAGAAAGAGGUGGUCAGGAGAGUGAGAGACAGUAGAAUGCAGAAAGGAGAUGGAUAUUUCAUCCAGACAUCAGGGAGGACUAGUGAAAGAGACAGAUGGUGGAUAAAUCAACUGGAAGUCUUCUUUAGAAGGGAAGAGGUGGGCACUUAACACAGGCUGUGACACCCAGACUGUCCUUUCUAGCCCCCUGCCAAUGGGGGGAUUGCCAAAAAUAAAGCCAGCCAGAGGUGACCCAGGAGCCACCACACAACAUUUGCACCAAAGAGCUUCUGAGAAGUAGCUUUAUUUUGGGCACAAGUCUCAGAAAGGUCCUCUGUGCCACUCUGAACUUCCCACAGCUACUAAAGGGCUUCCUAAUCUAACCAAGAUCAGGCAUGGGUUUGGGGGCAUCGGUUCCUAUAGUCAAUUGGUUAGGUUCUGUCUCCCAUUGACCCAUGGGGGAUGGACACACACUCCAGUGGGACUUUUCUUGGUGGGACUUUUACAUUUCAGAUCCCUGAAAUGGGACAUCUGCCCGGCCCAGAUCACAGUCUGGCACCCAUUUUCUCCCUUGCAAGGCUUUGUGGGCCAUGGGGGUUUGGACAACCCAAGGCACAACAGAAGGCCAUUGAGGUUGAAGGCCAUUGAGAGCCCUUGCUCGCCUUCCAUUGUAGAAACUCUUCUCCUCCAGUGACUUGGUCAGACUGUGACCUGGGUUGGCUGGAUCUCAGGUGUGUAGUCCAUAUGUGUGGAAGCAUUCCUUGCAUAUUAUUAUUUUUCUAAAGGGAAGAACCCAACAGACAUGCAAAGUAUUUCUGUGUAAGAAAUGGCAUGCCAGGUUUUGCAUUGUUUAGAUAAAAAGUUAGAAUGAUGACUGAAGUCGGUCUAUAAUUUCUGAAGCGCUUGCUCUCCAAAAUUAUACAGAACUCCCAAAGCAACAGCUCUCAUUGAAUUUUGUGCCGUUUAUAUUCUACUUUUCUUUUUAAUGCCAAAGCCUCUUUCUCUAAUGUAAAAUCCAUGGGGUGAGAAGAUUUGGGGCAGAGCUGAUGGAAAACAAACCUAUUAAUUUUGCCUGGUCUUGAAUAUCUUAACAAAGAUGGUGCAAACACUAUUUGACAGUGUUGUUUUUUGUAUCAAUAUGUAUGUGCAGUAAUGAAUGUAUUUAUUUCUCAAGAUUCUGUAUGCACAGUUUUGCAAGGAGAAGAAAGAAAGAAAAACUCAGAGCAUUUGCAAAGAGGAAAAAAAGUUGUGUCCGCAGGGUCUUCGCUACAUGAUUUCAAAAAAGUGUUUAAAAAAGUUUUAAAACUUAAAAAAAAAGAAUCUCAGAGACUCUCUGCAUAGCCAUAAACCAUAACCUGUGAAGACAAUACAAAGACUGGACUUUUGUAGCUUUUUUUUGCAUAAAAGACAAAUUUGUUUUGCUGUAUUUAAAUGUUUCCAAUUACGGUGUCACUCUUAUACAAUUUCUUGUCUUCUUCUUUCCCUCUCAUAUGUUUGUAUGUGUGUGUAUAUAUGUGCGUGUGUGCACGUGCGUGUGAGCAAGUGGAAAAAAGCACUGAUUUUGAGCGGUGCAGGUCAAAGUCUGGGUUAGCAGUAUUUUUCUUUUUUACCAUGUCACUUCUGUUCUGAAAAACACAGGAAUGUCAGACUUGGACAAGGAAAAUGCCUCGGGACAUUCUCUAAAAAAAGGGAAAACUGAGAUCCGGUGGAAGAUUUUCUUUUCCUGUUUGGUUUUUACAUGAGACUGUGGCAAAACUGGAGGAGAGAGCAAGCAGGUAGAGGCUCUUUUAGGUGUGUCAAUUGGGGAAAAGUCCGAAUGCCUCCCAUCCUGUUCCUACCGUUUUCUUAGCCUUCUCAGUGUUUACAGUGUAAGCAAUAAUGGUCAAAUAUUUUGAGUUAGAUGGGGCUCUUUAGAGACUAGUGAGGAAAAAAAUCAACUUCUUACAGUGCACUAGCCAUUGAGCUGAUCUUGUUGGGUUUCCCAUCCAAUCCAUGUGCUCAGGUGUUGUAUCUGGCUUUAUGUUGUUUCCCCCAUAAUGCACUACAGUGAGAGUGCUACACCACAUAUCGGCCUGCCUAAGUAAAGUUGGGUGGCUGUUUGUUGUUAAGGCUUAAAAAGACCAUAAGGGGUCUUGGUGUGGUGUGAAGCAACCCCUCAUCUGAGCAAAAUAAAGCCAAAUCCUAAACAAAACCUGGAAAUGUGGCUGCUUACAGAUGAGCAAACAUUGAAGUCACGGUUCCACCUUGGACAUUAGAGUCCAUUAGGCACAGAGAUAUAUAGGACAGCAAAGGUUGUCCUCCUUGAAGGCCCCAUCUAGAAGAUGGAUGGGGAUCAGGGAAGCAAUGGGUGAAGUUCAUUGUCUCCCCAGUCUGCCCUCUUCCUGCUCUGGGUUGUCCAUGACUGUUCUUUCUGUACAGGAUUCCAGACACAUCUUUCAUUGGCAGGAAGGGAGAAAGGGCCAGCUGGGAAAUGUCCCCUUUCUCUGUGCUUCUCCGGAGGCCAUUCUUCCCUCUUUUACAAGGGCCGUCCGGGUCAUGUCCCAAACAUCUUCCCAGAACAUCGGCUCUUGGCCCAUGAUUUUCAGAGCUCAUCUUGUUUGUGGGCCUUGAAGCAAUAAAACUACCAAGCCAUGGAAAUGAAGGGAAUGUUUAUGCCAACUCUUGUAUGUCUGUCUGUCCAGGAAGCCUUGUCCCCCAAGAGGGACACUUACAUUGCAUUAUGAACUGUUUACCGCAGGGAUUUUUUAAAAAUGUAUAUAGGACUUCAAAAUGAGGCCAAAGAGCCUUUUCAUAUUCCUCUGCUAGUUUACAUUGCCACCAAAUCUCUUGAUUUGAUGGUGCAACACAAGCUGAUCUUGUGUCGCUGCCUCACUUCUGUCACCCUGAGACCAACCUUUCUCUGGGCCUGCCUUGGGGCCCCUGCUUGCCAUCAUGGCUUCUUUCUCAAAUUUGGGAACAGCCUCCAAAACCAAAUCCCUUCUCCUGGAAAGGAAGGGGCUACUAGUCUCUGGAAGGAACUGCCUACACUGGGGCCAGCUCCCUUUCUCUGAGCACGUAGCUUCAUGUGUUAUGGGGACGAAUCCCCUUUUCUACCUCACUUGUACCUCCAGUGGAUGUUGCAAUACUUUUUUCUCUUUUUUUUUUAAACUGUCAGAGUUCUUGGAAAGGACUUGGAGAACGGGAACCUCUUUUUCCCCCUGAUGAUACUCUUUUCUUUCUCUGUGCCCUCCCCGCCAGGCCAAACAGCAUUGGACAUUGUGGUAUGGAUGCAUUGGCCAGCGUUUCUCCAUUCAUGCAGGAAUAGCAUAGCUAACUCUUGGUGUCAAGAAAGGGCUUAGGCAGUUCGUAGGGUUUGCUUUUACUCCCAGAUUAUAGAUAGAUUUUGUAAUUAUCUAUAAUUUGACCAAUCUCAAGGUGUUGGCAGUAAUUGCAUGAACCCAGUUUUGACUGUGAAAUUGCGCAUUUAUUUUCCUCUUCAAGGAGGGGAGAUCCUUUGGGUUAUUACAUUUUUUAAAACAUUAAAGUUCAGCUGGAAGAACGAGGAUAUGCUUCCCGCCUCUCUCCUUUUUAAGCCUUAACUCUCUGUCCAACCAAGAGUCCCAGAUGUUUCCUCAAGCAUGGCUGACAUUCCUGUUGCAAUGUUCUGUUCCAUUUCCUUCAAGAGCUUGAAUUCAGGUCAGAGUUGCAGAAUGCUGUGGCUGCAACUCAAGUGUCAUAUGGGGAGGGGGGUUUAAAAAUAAUACAGAAAUUAUAAGAUGAUCUCAGCAUUCAGUAAUUUGCAGUCUUAAUGUACAGUGAUGAGAAACUGUUAUUUUAUGAACUUUUCAUUAAAAGGUUGAUUGAAAAUUGCCA